Podospora anserina S mat+ is the source of this 1653-nucleotide messenger RNA. RefSeq lists its product as uncharacterized. The record is from RefSeq and is a predicted model, not a curated record. Lineage: Eukaryota; Fungi; Ascomycota; Sordariomycetes; Sordariales; Podosporaceae. The transcript has a single exon. Gene Ontology annotation, cellular component: ERMES complex. Bases 1 to 1653 code for a protein of 550 amino acids. Gene Ontology annotation, molecular function: lipid binding. Gene Ontology annotation, biological process: mitochondrion organization; phospholipid transport.
AUGUCCAUCGAUCUCAAUUGGGAAACGGUCACGGGCGGCCCUGAUGGACAAGAGCUUGCCGACAGCAUCCGCGAUUUCAUCCACACCAAGUUCCAAUCAGUACCAUUACCGCGUUUCAUCAAAUCAGUCACCGUGCAUGACUUUCAGUUUGGGACGAUACCGCCAGAGAUUGAGUUGAAGGAUAUCACCGACCCGUUACCAGACUUUUACGAGGAAAAUCUUGAUUCGGACUUGGCAUCAGAGUCUGGCAGCGAGGAGGAUGAGGAGGAAAUUGCAGAUGACCGAAGACGGCGACAGACUGAAGCGGUGUUAACUGGCGGUGCUGGGGCUCAUAAUCCCUCAGCUCUCCCACCACAUCUCAGUCUUGGUGGUCUCGGAGGUUUGGGUGGUCUUGGUGCCGGUGGUUCACGCAAUGGAGGAGACAUAGGGAGCCCCUUUUUACGAGUCAACACGCCCGGUAUUCCAGGAGGCACCUCCAACCUCCACUACUUUCACUCCCAAUUCGCCACGGGAUUAUCAGGCACCCAAACACCACUCGCCGCCGUAGCAGGAGCUCACCACCUCAACAGCGCCGCCUGGCUAGAAGGCCACGGCCACAGCUCCUCAGCACCAAACCUCCACCAAUACGGCGCCCCAGACUUUGGCGGUGUCGACGGGCAAUCAACCGCCCCAGUACCCAACCAAGACCUCCGUCGUCCCCUCCUCCAACAGCCCCCUUCCACCCACCGUCGCAACCCCUCCCAAAGCUCCAUCGAUCUCAACCCCUCCCUCGGCCUCACCCCCCCAUCCCCUACCGUCCUCUCCGUCCCCCCCUUCCCCCCUUCCUCAACCGGCGGCCCAUCCCCUCCUCCCGGCCUAGCCAAACCCCAUCACCCCCAUCACCCCCAUCACCACCACGCCCACCACGCUCACCCCCUCCUCCGAGAAAAGCACUCCGUCUCCACCCUCGCCGCCUCCGCCGGCCCCCCCUCCCGCCCCCCAACCCGCGACAAAACCACCCCCUCUCACCACCCGGACCCAGAAGACGUCCACGCACCCAACACCACCACAACCAACAAACAGCGCAGCACCAGCCCAGCCACCUCCUCCCCUUUGGCAACCUCAGCCCAGGAACAAGCCGAGGAAGAAGAGGAGGAAGAGAAGCGCAAGCUGAGAGAAAAAAAGGUAGACGACAUGCAAGCCGUUUUCCGGAUACGUUACGCGGGGGAUAUCAAAUUGUUGCUCACGGCGGACAUCCUGCUCGACUACCCCAUGCCUAGCUUUGUCGGGAUUCCCGUCAGGUUGUCCAUCACCGGGCUAACGUUUGAUGGGGUGGGGGUGCUGGCCAAGAUUAGGAAGAGGGUUCACUUUUGUUUCCUCAGUCCGGAGGACGCGGUCGCUGCUGUUGGGCAGGGGGAGAAUGAAGUUGAUGGUGGGGAGGGGGAUAAACAAACUGGUUUCAAGUCACCGCCAGGUGGUGGGAAUGGGCUGGGGGCGACAAAGCUGGGCGGGUUGCUGCAGGAGAUUAGAGUCGAGAGUGAGAUCGGUCAGCGGGAGAGCGGGAAGCAGAGUUUGAAGAAUGUAGGCAAGGUGGAGAGGUUUGUGCUGGAGCAGGUGAGGAGGAUAUUUGAGGAGGAGUUUGUGUAUCCUAGUUAUUGGACGUUUUUGGUAUGA